Molecule: messenger RNA, 657 nt
Organism: Moneuplotes crassus
Lineage: Eukaryota; Ciliophora; Spirotrichea; Euplotida; Euplotidae
Source: the annotation of a GenBank genome assembly
UUUAAUAAAUAUAACUUUUGAGUUCAAAAUGGAAGCUAAAGUGAAAAAGUAUGAAGACUUUAUUGCAAACAAGCUUGAUCCAGACCUCAAAAUUUGAGGUGAUAAAUUACAGAAAAUAUACACGCAGAUGGAGCAAUACACGACACUGAAAUAACACUGUCGAAAUGCUUGAAGAGCAAAAGGUCAAAAAUCUCCGCACUCAAGUUGACAUUGGCUGCAACUUCUAUGUGCAAGCAGAAGUUCCUGACACUGAGACCCUGAUAGUAGAAAUUGGAAUGGGGAUUUUCAUCGAAUUGGAUCGUAAGCAGACCCUAAACCUUUGUGAGCAAAAGAAUGAAAUCUUUGAAAAACAGACUAAUUUACUUAAACAAAAGAUAUCAGAUAUUAAAGCACAUAAGAGAUUCGUACUUGAAGCUAUCAGAGAGAUCAUGCAGCUAGAACCAGAAGCUAAGAAGAAGGAACCCGAACUUAGAUUUAUGUAAAAAGUGGACUAGGUAAUAUAAAACUUCAGAGUAUUUCAUAAAAGUUCCAUCAGUCAUAAACUUCUUAAAAAAUGGGAAUUUCAAGUCAUAUCAGGCUUAGAGUUGUUAAAAAGAGCCAUUUAGCUCAUAUCUUUGCACAACAGUUAAGUUGUUCAUACUUCUUAGUCAUUCCAAC